GUGUCUCGCGUUUCUUUCAACGGGUACCGCGCGCACGUUCACCAUUUAAUAUUUGGAAUUUUCCUACGUUCUGAUUACUGCUCGUAGUAAGUUUUACAAACAAAUUCGUAUCCGUUUCGAAUUUUUUGCGAUUAGCGCCAAAUAGGAAAGUCGUAAGUGGUGCCGUCGAUAAGGUUGACUUUCGUUCGCCGCAUACUAUUAACCAACCGAUUUCAGGCGUCAUAAUCAAAGAGUAUUUAUCUCGUUACGACAGCGUGUUUUCAAAUCGGUAGUACUGCGCUGAGAAAAUUCUGACAGCUCGGAACCGUCACAAGAAAUGAUGUCGUUUUUAUUACAUUUUUUGAUAAAUUAUUAUUCUAGUUUCUAUUCGAAGACGUUCCUACGGCCUUAUCGAUUUUCCUAUUUAGCGCGCGAUUGUAUUUUGUACUUUUUCGAAAGGCGUGCGGCGGGGCGUCUACUAGGCGCUUUCGAAAAACAUUAUAAAAAUUUUCUUAGCGGGCGAACGGACGUCGAGAGCGGUGUUGUAAAUUGGUAAUAAUUCCGUUCAUUACACAGUAAUACAGUGCCCGAAUAUGGGUUAGCGGUAAGGAAUUCUGAGAUCUUGCGACCAUUGACUUCUGUGAUACUUUAAUUGUUUGUUUGUGUGUGUUUUCUAUUUUGUUUGUAUGAUAGUUGUGUCUAGUGCGUUCCGAUCGUGAAAGUUAACUAUAGAAUUGUGUUUUUGUGCUGUUACGGAUUUCAUGGAUGCCUGGAAGUGAUACCAAUAAGGAUAUUUAGAACUGGUGUGGUCACAAGUGGACAGCUGAUCACGAACCAACCUAAUACACGACACCUGACGUGAACCACCGAUGGAACAUUCCACUGCGUUAAUUUAAGAGAACAUUGGCGCACGCCCAGCGCCCGUCUGCCUUGAUACCAAAGCCUUAGUAAAUGUAAGAUGAUGCCGCAGCAAUAUUGCUUGCGGUGGAAACACCACCACUCCAAUGUGCAGAACAUGUUCGCGCAACUGCUCGAAAAAGAGCGGUUUUGCGACGUGACGCUGUACUGCUCGCCGAGCUUCGCGACCCAAGUGCCUGACAAAGACACGGUGGAGCCACAAAACAUCAGAGGCGUCUCGCUGCGUGCUCACAGAGUGGUGUUGGCCGCGUGUUCAGAACUUCUGGGCGCCUUGCUGGGCGCGCAUGAGGCGCAGGGCGAGCCCGUUCUCGUGAUAGACGGCGCCGAACCGCGGCAUCUGCGCGCGUUACUGCACUACAUGUACACCGGCGAGAUGAAUGUACACCAUUCACAGCUAGCGAGUUUACUGAAGACAGCUGAGGACCUUCGCAUCAAAGGACUCACGGACAUACGGUGGAACAACAAGGAUGAACCGCCUGACUGCGACCCAGAGGUAGGUUGUUUCACUGCGGUCGCUUCACAAGUGAAGAAACCGGAACAAAAACCGCCUGAGAAGCAAGCGGAAGCAAAGCAAGCGUCCCCGAAGCAGAUGUCGCCGAAGCAAGCGUCACCGAAGCAUGCGUCGCCGAAGCCCAGUACGCCAGAUUUAACGGAGGAUGGAAACUUGAGUUUGAAAACUGAGACGGAAGUUGUUGAUACCGAAGUUAGGGAAAAAAUUAAUGUUAACGGUGGCCCGCCACCACUAAUAAAACUACCCAUCAAAGAAAAAUCCAACCCCUUGAAAAGGGAACACUCAGACUCUGAAUCACCAAGUCCGAAGAGACAGCGUUUACCCAGCGGCACCGAGAAUACGGACGAUGAAUCGGCGUCACAUUCCAUAUCGGAGAAAGAUUCAGAAUGGCAACACGGCAAUUUGGACAUAUCAGCCGAACGGGUGGUGAACUGGGGCGGGGCGGCUGUGGGCGCGACCGGCAACUUGUCGGCCAACUUGUCGGGCGACUGGUCGCGAGACGCGUCCGACGACGAGUGGGCCGACACGCCUGCAGAUAUAGGAUCCUUCCUGCACACGAGGCUACGAGUCGACGGGGAUAACAGCGCAGACGAGGAUUCUAACGACAGUGCGGGCGGGGCUUUAUCUGUCGCAUCUGCGGCCGCGUCAUCCUCCGCUUCAGUAGACCGUGACACUUCCAAGAUAGAUCUGCCACCAAUCGGAACUAAACUGACGGUAGGCCCCAAAUCAGGUCCCACGGAUCCCCGGUUCGCGGACGUGGUGAAGUUGAGCGACUAUCUGCAGCACGGCAGACGGCCGCAGUUCUGGGAAGAGCACUAUGUCAAGAGGGUGAUGGAAGCGGUCCGUAUGAAGGAGUUAGAAAUGAAACAAGCGGCCGAAAUCCUGGGCGUCAGUUACGGCACCCUGUACGGGCGGUACAGAGACGUUUAUGGGUGUAUCAACCGGCCGUACAGAACUGCUCGCGACUUCUGGCAAGCAAAGGGUCCUUCUGAAGUGCUGGAUCGGCUUCAGAGAGGAGACAUCUCAGUGGAAGCCGCCUCCCUCGCGCUGGGGGUGGGGGUUAAUAACCUCGCCGCUUAUAUGGCGGCCGACUUUAGCGCCGACAAAGAUUUCGACCCGAUACCUAUUGAAGUGGAUCCGUCUCUGAAGGUGCGUCGCACCUAUACCGGGGGCACACCAUCGUCAGCGCCGCCCAAACCUAUGAAGAAACCAUCGCCGUCCAUAGACAAGCCGCAGACUAAGAAGAUAAUGAUCGGCAGUUUGACAGACGAUGAUCCUAUACCAGCCACAGUGAUAGCUACCAGUGAGGCGGCUACCCCCACAUCCAAUUCCAGCAGCGGCAAAUGGCCCACAAUCCGCGUCGCCAGCCUGGACACUUUACGCGGCUCCCCAGCCUCCCCUUCCGCGUUGAUGCGGACGCGGCCCGACCUCACCAUAGUGGCUGCCAAGCGGGACGCGCGCGACGGGGACGCGUGACCGGGACACUAUUGGGAUGGGGACUGACCGGGACACUAGCGGGCCGGGGAUUGACCGGGACACUAGCGGGCCGGAGCUGACCGGGACACUAAUGGAAAGGGGACUGACCGGGACACUAACUCUUCAUCUGUUCCCGACGACUAUCUUGUGAGGAUGCCUGUUUGUAUAUGCUUAGAAAUGUUCAUCUAUAAAUGUAAUAUUUAAAAGCUGUUGGAAAAUAUUGUCGUUCAUCCGUUGUUGUAAUCAAAUAUCGUAAUUAGCAAAAAGCUUUUAUUACAACUCUACACCUUUAGAGGCUAUAGGAUUGUUUCAAUCUUAAUACAUUUUUGGGGUAAAUAUAUGUUGUUAUAUAUUACUGUCUUAUUAUAUAUAUAUAGUUAUAUAUAAAAGACAGAAAGACUUUAUAUCUAAAAGAAAAGAAAAAAACAGAUUUGUCAUCUUUUCUCAUACCUAAAUAUUAUUGUAAUCAUGAUAACUAAUAUUAAAUUUUUGUUAUUGUUACGUAUAGUCUUCUUUUUUGUUAAUGUUAUACUUAUAGUAAUUUUAAAAUUUUACCGUUUAAAUUCACGGCUAUGAAGUGCACGUCUUAAUUUUACUGGGCUGCGUAACAAAACCUACGCUCUGAGUGGAACAAAUGUCAAUUUUGACAUAAGUUUACUACAUUUUAUGUCAAAAUUUAAACGUCAAAGUGAAAUUUUGCUCUCGGAACGUAGGUUUGGUACGCAGCCCUGGGCUACUUUCGGAAUCAUAGAGGUAUAAGAAUAGAGUAGGGGAAAUAUAGACUCUACUAUAAGUGGAAGAGUUCCUCUAAUAGAAAGAGAAAGAAGAUGAGAGACCGCUAGCUUUCUCUCUCUAAUCGCGCAUGCGCAUUGGCCACCGUAACCAUCUUAUUA
This is a messenger RNA of Chilo suppressalis (striped riceborer), 3777 nucleotides long. The record is from the annotation of a GenBank genome assembly. NCBI's taxonomy places the organism in Eukaryota, Metazoa, Arthropoda, Insecta, Lepidoptera, Crambidae.